CGGGUCUCAAACCGGCGCCAUAUCGGAUGCCGGCACUUCAGGCCAUGGUGUUAACCCGCUGCACCACAGCACUGGCCCCAACCAUAUAGUAUUGAUUUUCUCAUUCUACAGACAAGGAGGCUGAAGCCUAAAGAGGUUAAAUAACUCACUCAAGGUCACUGAAGUGAAAUGGGAAAUUAUUGGACAAUACAGGGGCCUCCAGCUCAAAUCCCACAGGUGGGAAGUCAGGACUGUUUAUUCAACUGCAGCUGGUGACAAUUACGGUUUUUAAGCAAGGUUUUAUGAUUUUUUGUACCAUGUUUUAUUUUCAAUAUCCAUUAUCCUUUUUGAUUUUCAAAAAGACAGGAAAUCAUAAAAUCAUAACAGUGAAUGCUUUAUAGCUCUUACCAUGUGUCAGGCUGUAUCCUAGAACACUAAGUCCUCAUUACAACCUUCCAAAGUAGGUACUACUAGCAGUCUUUUUUAAAAAGAUUUAUUUAUUUUUUGAAAGGUAAAGUUACAGAGACAAAGAAGGAAGACAGAGAGAGAGAAAUCUUCCAUCCUCUGGUUCACUCCCCAAAAGGCCGCAAUGACUGAGGCUGGGCCAGGCUGAAGCAGGAGCCAGCAGCUUCUUCUCAGGCUCCCAUGUGGGUGCAGGGACCCAGGGACUUGAACCAUCCUCUACUGCUUUCCCAGGCACAUUAGCAGGGAUCUGGAUCAGAAGUAGAGCAACUGGGACUGGAGCCAGCACCCAUAUGGGAUGCCAGCACUACAGGCCAUGGCUUAUGCCACUGCACCUAAGCACUAGCCCUUUUUAGGAAUCUUAAAAAACUUAUGGCAAAUGUGCAUUAUAAAUAAAUACGCAUGGAUUUCAAAGUUUUUUGCAUUAAAAAUAAUUUAUAUUUUCAUUCUGUUUUCUAUGAACGUUCGGAAGCACUCUUAUGUUAUUAUGUUCCCCACUUUGGAGAAGAGGAGGCUGAGAGAGAAGUCAUUUGUCGAAGGUCCCGCAGUGGCCACCAUGAUCCCCUGGGUGCUCUUGGCCUGUGCCUUCCCCUGUGCUGCUGACCCUCUGCUCGGUGCCUUCGCGCGCAGGGACUUCCAGAAGGGCUCCCCUCAGCUUGUCUGCAGCCUGCCGGGCCCUCAGGGUCCACCUGGCCCCCCAGGAGCCCCAGGGCCCUCAGGAAUGGUGGGAAGAAUGGGCUUUCCUGGCAAAGAUGGCCAGGAUGGCCAGGACGGGGACCGGGGGGACAGCGGAGAGGAAGGUCCACCUGGCCGGACAGGUAACCGGGGAAAGCCAGGACCAAAGGGCAAAGCCGGGGCCAUUGGGCGGGCUGGCCCUCGCGGCCCCAAGGGGGUCAGUGGUGCCCCCGGGAAGCAUGGCACUCCAGGCAAGAAGGGGCCCAAGGGCAAGAAGGGGGAGCCGGGCCUCCCAGGCCCCUGCAGCUGCGGCAGUGGCCGUGCCAAGUCGGCCUUCUCGGUGGCAGUGACCAAGAGCUACCCACGGGAGCGGCUGCCCAUCAAGUUUGACAAGAUUCUGAUGAACGAGGGUGGCCACUACAAUGCAUCCAGCGGCAAGUUCGUCUGCAGUGUGCCAGGGAUCUACUACUUCACCUACGACAUCACGCUGGCCAACAAGCACCUGGCCAUCGGCCUGGUACACAACGGCCAAUACCGCAUCCGGACCUUUGAUGCCAACACCGGCAACCAUGACGUGGCCUCGGGCUCCACCAUCCUGGCUCUCAAGCAGGGUGAUGAGGUCUGGCUGCAAAUCUUCUACUCAGAGCAGAACGGCCUCUUCUAUGACCCAUACUGGACCGACAGCCUCUUCACAGGCUUCCUCAUCUACGCUGACCAGGACAACCCCAAUGAGGUGUAGACAGGCGGUGCUGGGCCUCCAGGACAACCCCAAUGAGGUAUAGACGGGCAGUGCUGGGCCUCCUGGCAGGAGACAGCUUCAGGACUUGUGCUGACUGAGCAAAACCCCCAAACUGGGGGCUGGGGGCUGGGAGGCACGGGGGCUCCUAGCCUCAGGCUGACCUCUACUUCUUUUUUCCUUCAUCAUUAAAUCCAAGUAUUUUUAUUCAUCCAUC
Messenger RNA from Oryctolagus cuniculus (rabbit), 2069 nucleotides. The record is from RefSeq and is a predicted model, not a curated record. NCBI's taxonomy places the organism in Eukaryota, Metazoa, Chordata, Mammalia, Lagomorpha, Leporidae.